AUGGAUUUGCAGGAAAUGAAGGGUGUCUAUUUUAGCUUUAGUGAUGAGGAUAUCCUUGAUGAUUUUAUUGGAAAGCUUUCUGUUGGUUUAGACCGGGAGAGUAUCAAAACCACCUAUUAUAUAAGGAGCGAGAAAUCAUGGAAUAAUCCGAAAGGGAAAGAAAUUGCAGGUUCACUUGAAAAUGGAAUCCGAAAAUCAAGCAUCUCGCAGGAAAUGAAUACGAAUGAUACUAGCCACCUUUAUGCUGGUUUAGGUCAGGGGAGUAUCACCCCUUUAGGGGCAAUAUUUGAAGAUUCAUAUGAGGACAACAUCCGAGAAUAUAGCAUUUCGCUGGUAAUUUUUUCGAGAAACUAUGCUUCGUCCGAUUGGUGUUUGAAGCAACUAGUUUAUGUACUCCAAUGCAGGGAGACAAAUAGGCAGAUUGUUGUGCCCGUGUUUUACCAUAUCGAUCCAUCGCUUGUUCGAAAACAGACUGAAAGUUUUAGAGAUGCAUUUUUGAAACAUGAAAAGAUAUUUAGGACCCAGGAAGUGAAAGCAUGGAAGGCUGCUCUCUAUGUAGCAUCUAGUCUAUGCGGAUGGCAUCCAAAGAACCCCAGGUCGGACGCUGAGUUUAUUGAGGAAAUUGUUGGAGAUAUUUUGAAAAAAAAACUACCCUCAAAUCUAAAUAUUUCGAUCCAUUCGCUUGGAUAUGAUCUCAGUCAUGAAUAUCUAAAUCUCUUCUUGCAAUUAGGAGUUGAUGAUGUUCUGGUAGUGGGGAUUGCUGGGGAAGCCACAAUGGGAAAGACUGUGAUGGCCCAAGCUCUUUUUGAUAGAAUUUUUCGUGCUUUUAAUGGCUGUAGCUUUAUAAGUGGUGUUGGACAGAAAUCAGCAACCACAGAAGGCGUAGUUCAAUUACAAAAACAACUUCUCUUUGAUCUACUAGGAGAGGAUAUCAACAUAACCAGUGUGACAAUAGGUGCGGCUGAGAUUAAAGAACGACUCUGUCGAAAAACGGUUCUGAUAGUUCUCGAUGGCGUCGAUGGACUGUACCAAUUGCUUGCUCUAGUUGGAAGCAGAAAUUGGUUUGGUUUAGGAAGCAAAAUAAUUAUAACAACUAGGAUGUUGCCUUUGCUUCAUGACUUUGGUGUGGAUCAAAUAUUUAUGGCUCAAGGCAACCCUCUGCCACUUGAUAUCCAAAAAAUCUGGGAGCCGUACCAGCAAAGUUGUCUCAAAAUUGCAGAACUAAAGGAAUAUAUACAAAGCUACGGUUACAAGACCGAUGAGACUGUGAAGUAUCUUGAAGAAUGUUUGAUCAGAGAACGCGAGAAGGGUGAAAUUCAGGCACAGAUGAUACGUGAGCUGAACCAUGCCUCUUGCUCUUGUGCAAUGCUAGAAGAUGUUGGAUCCAGCUCAAGCGUGCGUGAAGCUGAAGUAGUGGAUCCCGUGGCUGCAGAUAUUUAG
This is a messenger RNA of Morus notabilis, 1440 nucleotides long. RefSeq names its product TMV resistance protein N. Gene Ontology annotation, biological process: defense response; signal transduction. Lineage: Eukaryota; Viridiplantae; Streptophyta; Magnoliopsida; Rosales; Moraceae. The record is from RefSeq and is a predicted model, not a curated record. The coding region runs from base 1 to 1440 and encodes 479 amino acids. Gene Ontology annotation, molecular function: ADP binding. The transcript is spliced from 6 exons.